Sphenostylis stenocarpa is the source of this 1107-nucleotide messenger RNA. Lineage: Eukaryota; Viridiplantae; Streptophyta; Magnoliopsida; Fabales; Fabaceae. The record is from the annotation of a GenBank genome assembly.
AUGGACUUCAAUGUUGCAUUGGUUAUUGUAGUAACUACCAUUUUGGGAAUUGGUCUUCAUGGAUGCGAUAGCAAGGUUGUGCAGUUCAUUUUUGGAGACUCACUCUCGGAUGUUGGAAAUAACAUGCAUCUCAAUAGAAGCCUUGCUCAAGCAAGCUUGCCUUGGUAUGGUAUAGACAUGGGAAAUGGGUUACCUAAUGGAAGGUUCACUAAUGGUCGCACAGUUGCUGACAUAAUAGGUGACCGUACUGGCCUACCUAGGCCUCCUGCAUUCCUGGAUCCAUCUGUAAGUGAAAAAGUUAUACUAGAAAAUGGGGUGAACUAUGCUUCCGGUGGCGGCGGCAUCUUGAACGAAACCGGUGCCUAUUUUAUCCAAAAGUUUUCCCUGGACAAACAAAUUGAGCUAUUUCAGGGGACGCAAGAGUUAAUUAUAGGUAAAAUUGGAAAUACGGCCGCUGAUAAGUUUUUCAAGGAAGCUCGUUAUGUUGUUGCUUUAGGGAGCAAUGACUUCAUCAACAACUACUUGAUGCCAGUUUACAGUGAUUCAUGGACAUACAAUGAUGAAACCUUCAUGGACUACUUGAUAGGAACAUUGGAAAGACAACUAAAGUUACUUCAUAGUUUAGGAGCAAGACAACUGGUGGUUUUUGGGUUGGGUCCAAUGGGCUGCAUUCCCCUUCAAAGGGUGCUCAGCACAACUGGGAAUUGUAGAGAAACGGCAAACAAGCUGGCUCUUACCUUCAACAAAGCUGUAAGCGGGUUAGUAGAUGACUUGGCGAAGCAUUUUCCUGAUUCAACCUAUAGAUUCGGAGAUGCCUAUGAUGUUGUUUAUGAUGUAAUUAACAAUCCAAAUAAGUAUGGAUUUCAAAACUCAGACUCACCAUGUUGUUCUUUUUGGAAUAUUCGACCCGCCCUUACAUGUGUACCUGCAUCAAGUCUGUGCAAAGAUAGAAGCAAAUAUGUCUUUUGGGAUGAGUACCACCCCACUGACAGUGCUAAUGAGCUAAUUGCAAAUGAACUCAUCAAGAAAUUUGGACUUCUAAAUUCUGAUCAAGGAGGUGCACCUUCACCAGCUCCUGCUGUUGCUCCAUCUCCAGAAGACCAAUGA